Olea europaea var. sylvestris is the source of this 2337-nucleotide messenger RNA. Its product is annotated as protein LYK5-like. The record is from RefSeq and is a predicted model, not a curated record. Lineage: Eukaryota; Viridiplantae; Streptophyta; Magnoliopsida; Lamiales; Oleaceae. Gene Ontology annotation, biological process: protein phosphorylation. Gene Ontology annotation, molecular function: protein kinase activity; ATP binding. The coding region runs from base 173 to 2149 and encodes 658 amino acids. The transcript is spliced from 2 exons.
AACAGAAUUUCUUGACCAAUCACAUUCAAAUUUCAUGGGUUUCUACGUAGUUUACAUUUGAUUUUGUUAUAAAUUUGAAUAAUUCUUAGCCCCAUCACAUCAAAACCCAAUCUUUUCUGUCUGAUUGUGUGUUUAUAUAAGUUUGAAAAAUUGCAGUGCUUAUUCUUAAAAAAUGGCGGAUUAUUGGUGGUCAUUUGUACUCUUGUUGCUUCUUCUUCUUGUUCAGUUCCCUGAAUUGCAGGGCCAACAGAGCUAUGUCAACAACAGACAGCUUAACUGCCAGCAGAACGACACCACAACUCUUGGUUAUGUUUGCAAUGGCGUCGCCACUUCCUGCCGCUCUUACCUCACUUUCCGAUCUACUCUUACCUACAACAGCGCCAUCACCAUCGCCAACCUCCUCGCCGCCGACGCAUCUGAAAUUGCGCAAAUCAAUAAUAUUACCGAUGUUGGUGUGCUCCCUGUUGACACACUCGUUGUCGUUCCCGUCAAUUGUUCCUGCUCCGGCUCCGAUUCGAGGUACCAGCACAACACGUCGUACACUAUCCAGAUCCAGGGCGAGACGUAUUUCAUUAUUGCGAAUGAUACUUACCAGGCUUUAACCAGCUGCCAGGCCAUGGAAGCUAAUAAUCCUGACGGUUUUCGUGAUUUGGUGGUGAAUAUGAGACUCAAUGUUCCGCUUUGGUGCGCUUGUCCCACUGCGAACCAGACGGCCGCCGGCUUCAAUUAUCUGCUCACUUACCUAAUUCGGCUGGGGGAUUCAUACCGUUAUAUAGCCGAUGCAUUUUCCGGCGCCGGUGCUGAUGUCCCGGGGAUCCUCAAUGCCAAUAACCUAUCAGAAAACGACCGUAUCUUUUUCUUUACACCGAUUUUAGUACCGCUUACAGAAGAACCCACCAAGGAAAAUAUCAAUAUCCUGCCUCCACCGCCGCCGCCUCCACCGCCGCCGCCCACCACCCCCUCUGACCAAAGUGGUGGCUCUUCCCGCAAGUGGGUUUUCAUCGGCGUUGGAAUUGGUGCUGCUGUUUUACUCCUAGUCUUAAUCUCCGUGGCUUUGUUCUUCCGCCACCGCCGUGCCCGUAGGCACCAAUCUUCCUCAACGCCACCAUCCAUGAUUAAGAAACUUAACAAUGAAUCUGUAGAGGCGCAACCUGCUUCCUGGUCGGUCUCAUCUGAAGGGAUACGAAAUGCAAUCGAAACUCUAACAGUGUACAAAUUCGGGGACCUGCAAACGGCCACCGGAUCAUUCGCAGAAGCGAACAGAAUCAAUGGAUCGGUGUACCGGGGUUCAUUCAAGGGCGACGACGCUGCAGUUAAGGUAAUGAAGGGAGAUGUAUCGCACGAAAUAGACGUGCUCCGGCAAAUUAAUCAUUCCCACAUCAUUAGGCUUUCUGGUUUCUGCUUGCACCAAGGAAUUACCUACCUUGUGUAUGAGUACGCCGAGAAUGGUUCCCUCAGUGAUUGGCUACAAAACAAUAAGAUGCAGCACGAAGAUUCCAAUAAUUCAACUGGGAUUCUUGAUUGGAAACACAGAGUUCAAAUUGCAUACGACAUUGUUAAUGCCUUGAAUUACCUGCACAACUUCACCAAUCCACCGUAUAUCCACAAGAACUUGAAGAGCAGCAACGUCCUUUUGGACAGUAACAUGAGGGUGAAAGUUGCCAAUUUCGGUUUGGCCAGGAGUUCGGACCAUGAUCAUAGCGUACCUGUAAUGACCCGGCAUGUCGUGGGCACUUACGGGUAUAUGGCUCCCGAAUACAUUGAGAAUGGAUUGAUCACUCCAAAACUCGACGUCUUUUCAUUUGGGGUGGUGCUUUUGGAGCUCAUGUCUGGAAAGGAAGCCAUUGCUGCUAAAGACAGCAACAAAGAAGGAGAAUUAUUGUCUGCAUACAUAAAUGAGGUACUCGAAGGGGAGAAUGUUGCAGGGAAACUACGACAGUUCAUGGAUCCUCGACUCGGGAAAGGGUAUCCAACAGAGCUGGCAUACUCCAUGGCCGAACUUGCUAAGAAUUGCGUAGCUCAUGAUCUCAAUUCACGUCUCACGGUAGCUGAUGUUUUCAUGGUUCUUUCAAAGAUUCUUUCAUCCUCCUUGGAUUGGGUUCCUUCAGAUGAUCUUCAAAACUCCAUAUCAUUCGGGGAUGGCAGAUGAUAAGAUUCACCAGCUCAUCAUGCCUACAAGCAUUGUCCCAAAUUCUUUUGUCUGAUCAAUAAAUUUGUGUUAUCCAUAGAAGUAAAUAGUAAAAUAUAGUCAGUAAAUUUUGUACUAUGCACCAAUGAUUUGGUAAAAAUAUUUAAAUUCUUGAUUUUUCCUUACACAAACAGAGUUACUUCCCAUCA